Molecule: messenger RNA, 2532 nt
Organism: Colletotrichum costaricense
Lineage: Eukaryota; Fungi; Ascomycota; Sordariomycetes; Glomerellales; Glomerellaceae
Product: endo-1,4-beta-xylanase D precursor
Exons: 4
Coding region: 1-2532 (843 amino acids)
Biological process (GO): carbohydrate metabolic process
Molecular function (GO): hydrolase activity, hydrolyzing O-glycosyl compounds
Source: RefSeq, a predicted model, not a curated record
AUGGACGAUACCCCUUGGGACGAACUCCCACACGACGACUAUGGCCCAGGGUUGCUCGCCACAGUAUGGACUCUUAUUGGUAUUGCUGGUGCAUUUAUAGGCCUACGGAUAUACUGCAAGUUCUCGCGUGGAAGAGGACUGUGGUUAGACGACCAUGUGCUGGUUGCAUCGUGGUGCGCUCUGCUAGCUCUGGGAUCGUUCAUCUCUAUCGACGUGUCAUACGACUUUGGCAAGCAUAACUGGGAUAUCACACCGGGAAAUUGGUCAUGGCUAUUACUCUACGCCAACCUUUCUGGGUCGUUUUCAAUCAUCGCAGCAGCUUGGAGCAAGACGUCUUUCGCGCUGACCCUGCUUCGAAUCACACGAGAAUCAUCCGAACGAUGGAUGAAGUUGCUUGUAUGGUUCAUCAUCAUCUCAAUCAACACUUUCCUCGGCGUCAACGUGCUCUUCACCUGGAUACAAUGUUGGCCUGUUGAGAAGACUUGGAGGACAGCCUCAACACCUGGCACCUGCUGGCCGAAGAGCAUCAUGAUGAACUACAACGUCUUCACGGCAUCGUACUCUGGAGGGAUGGAUAUCGUACUGGCCAUCUUGCCUUGGAAGAUUAUAUGGGGACUUACUAUGACCAAAAAAGAGAAAUUUGGUGUUUUAAUUGCUAUGAGCAUGGGCGUAUUCGCCGGUGCUGUAUCUUUUAUCAAGAUCCGAACGAUUGCUGCGAUAGGAGCUUUCGACAUUAUCGAUACUGUCGAGUUGGUGAUCUGGGGUGCAGCAGAAAGUGUUGUCACCAUCAUCGCUGCAACCAUACCAAUACUGCGAGCAUUGGUACGGGACCACAAAGCACCACCGGCUCGAUUCGCUAGUGACGAAGAGUCCAUGAUGCGCCGUCUAGGAGCAGCCUCGAUUGCAACAGCUACCGUAGCGAGCCCAGGUUUGAGGAGGUCAAGAUCUGAUCUGGAGUUAGCGGAGUGGAAGGACCCAUUGACCGAGACUCGGGCGGGUCAACAUAACCAGGUCCCGAGGCCGUGGAAAUUACCAUUUUACACGACAGCAAUUCUCUUCUCCAGUGGUUCAUACGCCGCAACCAUGAGGCGAGCGCUCCCAGAUUUCACCACUUCGGAAGCCGGCAACCCUUUCGUGGACGGGUGGUACGCCGAUCCCGACACAUGCGUCUACAAGGGCCAGUAUUGGGUAUUCCCGACCUCAUCCUACGCCUAUGACGAGCAGACCUAUCUAGAUGCUUUCUCUUCGACCGACUUAGUGCACUGGACCAAACAUGCGGACAUCAUUACCAAAGCCCAGGUAUCUUGGGCAAACAGAGCCAUGUGGGCGCCCGCCCAUAUUGAACGCGACGGAAAAUACUACCUGUACUUUGCAGCCAAUGAUAUCCAAGAGGGAGAAAAGCAGGUUGGCGGUAUUGGUGUUGCCGUAGCAGACCAGCCCGAGGGCCCUUACAAAGAUGCGAUCGGGAAGCCGCUCAUUGGCGAGUACUAUAAUGGGGCACAACCCAUCGAUCAAGAUGUCUUCAUCGACGAUGAUGGUCAGGCGUAUAUCUACUAUGGUGGCCACGCGCAUGCCAAUGUUGCCAAGCUGAACAGCGAUAUGAUCAGCAUCGGCACCUUCUCAGACGGGAGCCAGUUCAAAGAAAUCACACCCGAGAACUAUGUGGAGGGUUCCCUGAUGUUCAAGCGCAAUGGGAAGUACUACCUCAUGUGGUCUGAAGGGGGAUGGACGGGCCCGGAUUACUCAGUCUCAUACGCCAUUUCGGAUUCACCCAUUGGCCCUUUUAACCGGGAAGCCAAGAUUCUCCAGCAGGAUACCGCUGUAGCAACUGGUUCUGGCCAUAACGGGGUCAUCAAAGUCCCCGGAACGGACAUCUGGUACAUCUUCUAUCACCGCAGGCCAUUAGGCGAUAGUGAUGGCAACCAUCGUCAUCUUGCCUAUGAUAGGAUGUACUUCAAUGAGGAUGGGACAAUCAAGCCAGUCACGAUGCUGGUCAAGGACAACUUUGAGGACGGGAACCUGAUUGGCUGGAACACCUCUUUUGAAGGGUCCUUCUCAGUCAAGGACGGGAAGCUUAAGGCGGAAAAGGCCACAAGUGGAAAGGCCCUUCAGAACACAGGAUUCGAGGAUUUGGUGUUUGACAUCGACAUCGCCCUCGUUGAUCCAGAUGUUGGGUCAAACGCUCAAGAUUCCGGUGAUGCGGGAGUUCUUUUCGGCGUUACGAGUGCUUCAGCAGGAAUCGACAGCUUGACUGGGUUCUACGCUGCAAUUGACGCAUCAGGCGAGGUCGUUCUAGGUCAAAUGGACCAGAGUUGGACUCAACUAGCAUCUGCCCAGACGCCGAUCCAGACUGGAACAGACUACCAUUUAAGGGUGACUGUCAUUAACAAGGAGGUCAAAGUUUUUGUUGAUGAUAUGAGCGCCCCUAAGCUGACACACGUCGUUUCGAAGAGUACAAAGGGUACCACGGGAGUGCGAGUGUUCCGAACCGGGGCUCUCUAUGAUAACCUUUCUGUUGCACACCCGCAGUAA